AUGCUUCGCGCCGUGGCACGCUCCAGCAGGCGAUAUACAAGCACGCUCGCCGCUGCUCGUCAGCGAUGGAACGGCCGUCUCCAAGUGACUCCGGAGGUUGAGCAUGCUCUUGAAACUGGCGCGCCCGUUGUUGCGCUUGAGACCGCGAUUCUUACUCAUGGCAUGCCCUUCCCGACGAAUCUGACCACGGCGCAGUCUGUCGAGUCGAUCAUCCGGGCGCACGGCGCAAUCCCGGCAACGAUCGCGCUGCUGGACGGGCGCGUCCGCGUGGGCCUCUCCGAUGCGGAACUCACGGCGCUGGCGGACCCGGCGACGCCUCGCGCCGAGCCAGCGGUCAAAGUGAGCCGGCGCGACCUGGCGCCCGCCCUCGCUUUCAAGCGUGCGGGCGGCACGACCGUUGCUGGCACAAUGGUGAUCGCCGCGAGUGCGGGCAUCGACUCUUUCGUGACGGGCGGCAUUGGCGGCGUGCACCGCGGGGCGGAGAGCAGCAUGGACGUUUCGGCGGACCUGAUCGAGCUCGGCCGCACGCCGAUGAUGGUCGUCUGCGCGGGAGCGAAGAGCAUCCUCGACAUCCCGCGCACGCUGGAAGUGCUCGAGACGCAGGGGGUGUGCGUCGUCACGUAUGGCGACAAGGCAGACUUCCCCGCCUUUUACUCGCCUAGCUCGGGGUGCGCGAGCCCAUGGCGCGUCGGGAGCGUUGGCGACGCCGCGAGCCUCGUCUAUACGGGCCUCACGCUGCCUUCGCCGCAGAGCAUCCUACUCGCCGUCCCCAUUCCUGCCGAGUAUGGCGCGCGCGGUGCCGACGUGCAGCGUGCUGUUGAGCAGGCUGUGCGUGAGAGCGUCGAGCAGGGCAUCGACAAGCGCGGCAAGGAGGUCACGCCGUGGCUGUUGAAGCGCGUUGGCGAGCUGACGCAGGGCACCGCCCUCGAGCUAAACAUCAAGCUGAUCGAGAACAAUGCGGCGGUUGGCGCACAGGUUGCCGCCGAGGUCGCGCGCUUGAGGAAGAAUGUAUCCAGUGCUGCGUACAUGCCCGCCACGCCUUCUGCCAUUAAUGAGCCGCCAGCUGAGACCCCUCCGCCCAGCUCACCGCCUGCCAGCCCAACUGAGCCUUCUAACCUCCCACCGCCCCGCGCAAUCGUGUUCGGCGCCGCCGCCGUGGACAUUACGUCGGCCACAUCGCGCCUCGUGCCGCACACCACUACGCCCGGGACCAUCAGUAUCAGCGCGGGGGGUGUGGGGCGUAACAUUGCGCAUGCGGCGCAGAAUCUUUCUCCACCAGGGGAAGUGAUGCUUGUUUCGGCCGUUGGGACUCACGCCACACAUGUCGACCCUCUCGGACAGUUGCUCGCCCUUGCUCUCCAGGACGCGGGGAUGCGAGCGGACGGCCUCGUUCCCACGGCGGGACGCACCGCAGCGUGUUCGCUCGUGCUUGAGAAUGGGGACCUGACAGGCGGCGUGGCCGACUUCUCGAUCGCUGAGCAAUUGAGCAUAGAGGUUAUUGAGGCGGCUCUGGCGCACAACCCCUCCGUCGUCGCGUUCGACUGCAAUCUCUCGCCCGAAGCCAUUGCCGCACUGCUGUCAGCGACAUCGGCCCGUGCAAUCCCGACGUUGUGCGACCCGACUUCCGUGCCGAAGCUCGCGCGCCUGAUUCCCGCCCUCAACAAGCUUCCGCGAGCCCUAACGCACAUCGCGCCCAACAUUCUCGAGCUAGACCACCUCCACGCAGCCCUGAUGGAUCUGGACGACGACGCCGCGUGGAACUAUGUCAACAGCCUCAACCUGGGCGCAGAGUGGCGCGGGGCAGUCGAGGCGUUCGCGAACCGCAACGGCGCGUGGAUCGCCGACGAGGGCAUAGCCGCGCGGAUGGUCCAGUGCCUGCCUUGGGUUGGCGGAGUCUGGCUCAAGGCCGGGUCGCGCGGAAUGCUACGUCUCAGCCUGGGCCUGAAACCCAAGAGCCGCGGAGGGGGAGCGCAGAGCGUGUCGCAUCGCACGCCCGACGGCCGGACGCUCACCCUCACACUCUACCCGCCGCCUGUUAUCGCGGCCGACGAGGUCGUGAAUACCACCGGCGCCGGCGACACGCUCGUGGGCGGCAUCGUUGCUGGUCUGCUGAGCGGGGCGGCGGAAGCCGACUUUGUCGCGGCUGCGCUUGAGCGCGUGGGGCGUACCCUGCGCUCACCCCUCGCUGUUGCGUAGCAUGCAUGUAUGCUUGUAGCCAAACGCAAUGGGAUGCGCAGAGUGUCACGCGACUCUCUUCCGCUCCUUGAAAGUGGAGCUGCCGAGGCUAAUGAAGACAUCGGGUGAGUCGCCCGAUAGCGAGUCAUAGUUUGGAGGACGAGGUUCUUGGCGCCCCCGUCCCUUAUCGGCAAGAGACCAGAUUUGGACGCUGCGGAAGUG
This is a messenger RNA of Cutaneotrichosporon oleaginosum, 2397 nucleotides long. RefSeq lists its product as uncharacterized. The record is from RefSeq and is a predicted model, not a curated record. Gene Ontology annotation, molecular function: pseudouridylate synthase activity; kinase activity. Lineage: Eukaryota; Fungi; Basidiomycota; Tremellomycetes; Trichosporonales; Trichosporonaceae.